GGACGACUUGAAAAUCUCGGACUCUGCCUGUUUGCGCAACUACUCUUGUGACGGGCGCAACGGACAACGAACUUUCACCAUUUCUUAGUAAUUCAUACACCAAGAGUCCGUUGACCAAUCUGUCGUCGUGGCGGUCCAAAAUCUGAACGUUCGCCAACCCUCCCAACAGCCGUCUACCCGCACGAUUAGCAACGGGGACGUGGGGUCUCACCUAAAUCGCCUAAGCAUCAUUGAGCAAGCGGACGGCGAAUCUGGUGGGGCAAGACUAGAUAGCCACGAACAAAGAGCGGAAAUCAAGCGGUAUCAAUUCGCGUCUGAUAGAGGCGGUCAAUGUCUGGGUCUUCCGGACCACCUGCGUGUAGGGGAACCGGAUCAGAUGUCGCAGAGGGACCCUGCGUCACGAUCAGCCUCACCUCGGAUAUCCAGGUCUCCUCCAGCAGGCACAACUACUUCACCGAAUUCGCAUCUGACCGAUCCUCGAAGAUCUGGCAAUCUGCCAGCCAACGACGGGCUUUUGGAGAGUAGUGUCAUUUCCCGAACUAAUGGAGAAUUGACUCAGUCUCUACCCCAGAGGGGCUUUGGCGUGCGUAAUAUUUUGAAUCCGACAGAAACACAGCCAUCGCCGACUGGGACCACUUCCUCAGUAGCAUCAGGACCAUCCAGUGGACAUCCUCUACACCAAAGUCCGAAUCUGCAGGGCACCACAUUCGAGUCCAGUCCGACCACAUCGCGACCUCCCAUGUUCCAAGGACAUGGGAUGAUGAACCAGCAGCAGGCAAAUCCAGCCGCCGGUGGAGGUCAGCCUCUAGGACAAUCACCAGGCGAGCGAGGCUCGCCUGCUUCCAUCCAGUCUCACCAAUCUCACCAUUCCCAUCAUUCUAUAGGGACUCGGCGAAUCUUGACCCCCAGAUCACCUCGAGUCAGCGCUGCAGGCAACAUGUCAUCAUCAAACGCCCCUCACCAUCACCAUUACUAUCCCGGUCCAUCCGCGCCAAAUCGAGGAUAUCCUGCCGAGCCUCCUACACCAGGGCAACAUAUUCAGUCUCCCCGAAUUGGUGGACCCCAACCUUUGGCUCCUCAAUUCGGGAGAGUCCAUCACUCUGGAGUUGGUCCCUCGACUACUCUAGCCCCGUUGACAACACCACCGCCUCGCCCGCUCUCACACCCAAGCGCUAGCAGUCAUUACAGUGCCCCAGGGCCUGAAACGCAACAGUCGCAGGGUGGCCCCGGUCACCAAAUUAGACCUCACUCUUUUGGUCCAGUUCCGCCGUAUCAAACGGCAGUUCCUGGGAACCGAGGUUUCCCAUCUUCUCUCCCAGCGGACUCGAGAUGGCCAGGCGUGCUUGGAGGUCCAGGUCAGGGCCACUCAGGAGCUCGUGGUAUGAUGGGGAUGGAUGGACAUGCAGCGAUGAAUGUCGGUGGAGAACCACUAAUCGUGCCAUUGGACAUGUAUAAUGGUUCAAAACAGGCGGAUGAGAAACGACAGCGGAACGCGGGUGCUUCCGCACGAUUCCGAGCUAGGAAAAAGGAUAAGGAAUUACAACAGGGGAUGCGGAUACAGGAGCUAGAGAGCCAGAACCGUGAACUUCUCAAACGGCAACAAGAGGCAGAAAGCGAGCGAGAUAGGUAUCGUAGCGACCGAGAUCGACUGCGCGAUAUCGUCUACCGAACCCCCGGGAUCAGCGAGUUCGCAUAUCAAGGACCUCCAAGUCCUAUUUCGACGAGAAGCGGUGGGUCUUUCGCAGAGAGAAGCCCGCUCGGCUCUAAUCCACCCUCGCUACCGAUGCCAUCUUACGGAUCUACUGAUCCUGUGACGGGCGAGAGGGCGGCACGCCGACGCCGAACAGACCCUCAACUAGAUUUUGGUCCAUCCUACGGCGGGCCUCAAACUAGCUUGCCAUCGAUGCCACAAUCUACCCACGCUCCUCUAUCGCAACCCGGAACGCCCUCGGCCAUGGCUCGAACUUCACGGUUACCUCCUCUACGAUUGGAUCAGCCGGCUGGAACGCCGACUACUGGGCCACCCACCUCGAAUACUCCCGUACAAAACUUUUCAUACAAGAGGGAGCCAUACGAGACUGGCUGGGCAACACGACCUAGUGCACCACACGAUCCAAGCCAUCGUUAAGUACGAUGCCUCUAGCUCGAAGGGUCCUCUCAAUGCUCUACUUUCGUUUUAAGAAGCAAAUAAUUUAUCAUAUAUUUAUUUUAAUUUUAACUCCUCGCACUAGUUGCGGUAAUGGAGGAUAUGGGUCCUAUACAUCAUCCGAGCAUUGGACAAAAACGG
Annulohypoxylon truncatum is the source of this 2287-nucleotide messenger RNA. RefSeq lists its product as uncharacterized. The transcript has a single exon. NCBI's taxonomy places the organism in Eukaryota, Fungi, Ascomycota, Sordariomycetes, Xylariales, Hypoxylaceae. Gene Ontology annotation, molecular function: DNA-binding transcription factor activity. Gene Ontology annotation, biological process: regulation of DNA-templated transcription. The coding region runs from base 377 to 2128 and encodes 583 amino acids. The record is from RefSeq and is a predicted model, not a curated record.